Melanaphis sacchari is the source of this 756-nucleotide messenger RNA. RefSeq lists its product as uncharacterized. Bases 13 to 756 code for a protein of 247 amino acids. The transcript has 3 exons. The record is from RefSeq and is a predicted model, not a curated record. NCBI's taxonomy places the organism in Eukaryota, Metazoa, Arthropoda, Insecta, Hemiptera, Aphididae. Gene Ontology annotation, molecular function: protein dimerization activity.
UCAUUUGAGCAAAUGAGAAGUUCUUCAGAAUUUUCUAAAAUUUGGAAUUUAUUUUUAAACUUUACUACGGAACAUAAUAUUUCUACUGAAAUUCCAUCUAUUGCAGCUAACAAAAGAAAAAGAACUGAACCUAGCCACUUAAAAGACUUCUUUGUUAUGAGCAUUACUGGUAAAGAAAGUGAAGAACAAUCAGAUAAUGUAACCGUAGCUUCCAAAGUUGAUAAGCUGGAAGCUUCGAAAAAGUACUGGGAAAAUCAUUAUUAUAACCCUGUAUUGGACUCUAUUAUUAUUCACUUAAAAAAUAGAUUUUCUGAGGAAAGUCAAACUUUAGCUAACUCGACAGAAAAUUUUUUUAAACUUGACUAUGAUGGAGCAUUAUACUUUAUCAAUCAAUAUAAGGAGUUAUUUUCAAUUAAUGCUAAUGCAUUGCAUUCUGAAAUGGUGGUAGCUAAAAACUGUGCUAUCAACAGAAAUGAAAACUUUACCUUAGAUGACUUAAAAAUAAUAAUAAGUAAAAAUGUGUAUCCAAAUUUGUAUACUCUUUUAAAAGUUGCUAUUGUAUUGCCUAUAUCAUCAGCUUCUUGCGAAAGAAGUUUUUCAGCGAUGCGCAGAAUUAAAACUUGGACAAGAGCUACAAUGGAACAGUCUAGAUUUACCAAUGUAUCAUUAUUACAUAUAGAAAGGGAUAUCAUUAUUGAUAGUGAAAAAGUUCUCAAUAUUUUUUCACAAAAAGAUAGAAUGUUGUCCUUAAGCUAA